This is a messenger RNA of Colletotrichum chrysophilum, 2157 nucleotides long. RefSeq lists its product as uncharacterized. The transcript is spliced from 3 exons. Bases 1 to 2157 code for a protein of 718 amino acids. The record is from RefSeq and is a predicted model, not a curated record. Gene Ontology annotation, cellular component: centrosome; cytoplasm; nucleus. Gene Ontology annotation, biological process: protein phosphorylation; chromosome segregation. NCBI's taxonomy places the organism in Eukaryota, Fungi, Ascomycota, Sordariomycetes, Glomerellales, Glomerellaceae. Gene Ontology annotation, molecular function: ATP binding; protein kinase activity.
AUGACUUCAGAGGCGGAAAAGUACGAGGUGCUGGAGAAAAUCGGUCAUGGCUCCUUUGGCAUCAUCCGGAAGGUGCGACGGAAGCAGGACGGCCUCGUCAUGUGUCGCAAGGAAAUUAGCUACCUCAAGAUGUCGCAGAAGGAGCGCGAGCAGCUUCACGCCGAAUUCCAGAUCCUCUCGACCCUCCGCCACCAGAACAUCGUAGGCUACUACCAUCGCGAGCACCUCAAGUCAACUCAGGACCUCCACCUCUACAUGGAGUACUGCGGCAAUGGCGAUCUCGGCCGGGUCAUCAGGGAUUUGGCUGUCAAGGGACAGCGCGCGCAAGAGUCUUUCGUCUGGAGCAUCUUUUCGCAGCUGGUUACUGCACUCUACAGAUGCCACUACGGCAUCGACCCUCCCGAGGUUGGCAGCAAUGUCCUGGGUCUCUUCAGCACGGCUUCGAAGCCCAAGACGCCGCCUGGCACCAUGACUAUCCUGCAUCGCGAUCUGAAGCCCGAGAAUGUCUUCCUGGGAGAAGACAACUCCGUGAAGCUUGGCGACUUUGGCCUGUCCAAGAUGAUCCAGUCCCACGACUUCGCUUCGACCUACGUCGGGACUCCCUUCUACAUGUCGCCCGAGAUUUGCGCCGCCGAGAAGUACACCCUCAAGUCCGACAUCUGGUCAUUGGGAUGCAUCAUCUACGAGCUCUGCGCGAGAGAGCCCCCGUUCAACGCCAAGUCGCACUUCCAGCUGGUGCAGAAGAUCAAGGAGGGCAAGGUCUCACCGCUGCCCAGCUGCUAUUCCAGCGAGCUCAUGGGCUGCAUCAAGGACUGCCUGAGAGUCAACCCUGAUCACCGCCCCGACACUGCUCAGCUGCUCAACCUCCCCGUCGUCCGUCUGAUGAGGAAGGAGAGGGAAGUUGUCGAGCUCAACAAGGUCAUCAAGACCAAGGAGGAUUCGUUUGCACGCCGCGAAAAGGACCUGCAGGAGAAGAUUGCCGCGUUUGAGGCUGACAAGGCCUCCGUUAAGCAGGAGGUCGACGCCUCUUUGCGCAGAGAGUGGGAGGUCAAGGCGCGCCUGGAGAUCGAUCGUCAGAUCAACCAGGAGAUUGAGGCCCUCCGCAAGCGAUUCGAGAGUGAGGUGCAGGCCCGCGUUGAGGCCGAGCUUCUGAAGAAGGCCACCGAGUCGGCCCAGGCUCAAGACCUUGCCACGUCCCAGACGAAGUCUGACUACCCCAGAUCAUCCGUUGGCAACGCCAGUGGCGACGAGGAGUUCUCAUCCUCCACAGACCUUACCGAUAUCUCGACGGAAAGCCCCGUCGCAAGCAACGAGUUGAAGAAGGUUACUCGCACCCCAUUCGGCCGAGCGCAGACCAUGUUCGUCGGCGGCAUGGGAACUCCCAUGGACAUCGAGAUGGCGUCUCCUUCACCUAUUGCCAUCGCUUCCCUGUCCCUCUCCCCCCGACGGAAUGCGGCCACCAAGGUACCUAACGCUAACACCGGUAACCUCUUCUCAUCGAAAGCUGCCUCCGAGGACCCUGUCUGGGACCUGGCUCGCGACACCAUUAGCAUCGAUUCCGACGACGAGGACAUCGUCCCCUCCCCUACUCGCAACAUCAAGUCGCGACAGAACCCUUUCACGUCCAAGAACCGCCCGGUUCUUACCUCUCAAAAGUCUGUCCCUAUUACUCGCGUCAAGCCCCAGGCUUCUUCGACAGCAUCGAACCAAAACAAAACGCUGCCUGCUCUGCCUAACAUGGCUUCGAACCCCGACCUGGGCCGUGGCCUGCGCGAGCGGUGCCCAUCCCCCAACCGCCGUCUGAGUAAGAUCCCUUCGGCGUCGAACUUGGCGUCGGCCGCCAACGGCAGCGAAUCCCCCGGCGGUCUUUCCCGCAAGAACUCUACCAAGAAGGAUCAGGAGCCCCUUGGUAAGGUUGCGGCGAAGAACAACAUCAAGGGCAGAACCCUCGUUGAGCUCCAGCAGGCUCGCGCAGGCGGUCGCCCUCUCUCUGCUGUCCUGUCUGGCGGCGAGAACAUCAGCCCUAAGCGGGCGUUCAAGGACCGCAUUGCGGACCGACGAUCCAGCGGCGGCGAGCCGGCCGCGGUGUGGGAUCCUGAGCGGGACGAGAUGCCCAGUCCGUUCCUGGUGCGACGCAAGCCCAUGGCCAGAGUCUAA